AUGGCUACCCCUAGUGUCCUUGCUUUUGACGCUGAGGGUCAGGCCAUUGACUUUGACGUCUGGGUAGAUGACCUGCAGCUUUUCCUACAGUGCGAUAGGGCAGACGGUCUCUCCCUCUUUGACCUCACUUCUGGUGCCUCUCCUGCCCCUGCUGCUGAUGCUGACGCCACUGUUUGCUCACAGUGGGCCAAACGCGAUGCUGCUGCACGUCUUGCUGUGCAUCGCCACCUGCCUACCUCUGAGCGUGCACACUUUAGCCAGUACAAGAGUGCUAAGACCUUGUACGACGCUGUAGUUGCACGCUACUCCUCCCCUACCACUACUGCACUGAGCCGCCUCAUGCUACCGUACCUCUUCCCUGACCUUGCUACCUUUCCCACAGUCAAUGACCUCAUUACGCACCUCCGCACUAGUGACACUCUCUACCGCGCUGCGCUUCCUGCUGAGUUCUGCGCCAAGAACCCCCCCCCCCAAUUUUGCCCCACCACUCUCACCGUUGACCUCCUCGAGAAGGCCCUCCUAGCGGCAGAGAAGAGCAUAGUCGCUGUAGGAGCCUCUCGUGGUGACCCUUGCACCCCCGUCUUUGAGGGGUGUUCCCCCUCCCCCCUUUUGCCCUCUGUUGCCUAUGCUGCUGCGGGGGGUGGUGGUGGGAGUGGAAGUGUCGGUGGCGGCAGUGGAGGCGGAAGCGGAGGCGGCGGUGGCGGUGGGGGCGGAGGUGGCGGAGGAGGCGGUGGAGGAGGAGGCGGCGGCGGAGGAGGCGGAGCUGGUCGGGGUGGCGCUGCACAGAUUUCGGCUCCGGUGGUGCGCUACACUGGUCCGUGCACCUACAUCCUACGCACCGACGACCGCGCGGGUGAGCAGUGCGGGGGUGCGCACUCCACCCAGCGCUGCUUUGGCCGCCUGACGGACGCUUGGCGUCACCAGUUCCCUGAGGCCACUGAGAUCCCUCGCUGGGGCGAGCUGUCUAGGGCGGGAGUAGCUAUCUUUGACCUUGACUUUGAUGCUAUUCUUGCUGCCAUGUAUGCUAUGACUAUUAGUGAUGAGGGUGACUGUUACCGGUGCUUUCCGCCCGACCCGGGCAUUGAGACUGCCGCUCUAGGUACUGGUGAGGCUGCUGCUCUAGGUGCUAGCGAGGCUGUUGCUCUAGGUGCCAGUGCGUCUGCUUCCUCAGGUGCUGGUGAGUCUGCUCUCUCAGGUACCGCGUCGGCUUCGGCCUCCCACACCUUCACCCUUGACUCGGGGGCUUCUCGCUCCUUCUUUCGAGACCGCACCACACUCACGCCGCUUGGUCGGCCAGUUGCAGUCCCUCUGGCAGACCCCUCUGGGGGUCCUGUCCUUGCUCACUUCUCCACUGCCCUCCCGUGUCCGGCGGCCCCCUCUGGCACCCUGUCUGGUCUUUACCUCCCCUCGUUCUCUACGAACUUGGUGAGUGGUGCUGACCUACAGGAUGCGGGGUUCACCAGUUCACUUCUGCGAGCAGCUGUGUCGGGUCAGGUGUUUGCUGCAGCGUUCAGGUCUGGUCCUGAGUCUGCCCCCUGCUCGUGUCGCCUCCUGUCUCACGAGACUCUCCUCUGGCACCACCGCCUUGGUCACCCCUCCCUGCUUCGUCUCCGAGGCAUGGCCUCCCGUGUCCUUGUCUCUGGUCUUUCCUGGUCCCUCCCUCCCCUUCCCCCGGGGCCUGCCCCUGCCUGCGUCCCCUGUGUCGAGGGGCGGCAACGUGCUGCCCCUCACUCCUCCCAGUUUCCUCCGACAGAGGCCCCGCUGCAGACGCUUCACAUGGACGUGUGGGGCCCAGCCCGCGUCCGUGGACAGGGUCACGAGCGCUACUUCCUGCUGGAGUUUGACGACUACUCGCGUUACACCAUAGUCUUCCCCUUGUGCAGCAAGGGUGAUGUCACUGAGACCUUCACGCUUCCGGACUCUCUACAGCAAAAUGGGAUUGCUGAGCGCCGCAUUGGCAUGGUCAUGGACGUCGCCCGUAUGUCCAUGAUGCAUGCGGUUGCCCCCCAUUUUCUAUGGCCGUUUGCGGUUCGGUACGCGGCGCAUCAGAUCAACCUUCACCCCAGGGUCUCCAUGCCGGAGACCUCCCCAGCUUUGCUUUGGACGGGGAAGGUUGGCGAUGCGUCUGCGUUCCGUGUCUGGGGAUCUGGGGCGUUUGUCCGCGACUUGUCUGCGGACAAGCUGUCCCCUCGUGCUGCUCCCUGCGUCUUCCUUGGCUUCCCCCCUGACGCGCCUGGGUGGCAGUUCUACCACCCCACCUCUCGCCGUGUGUCCCAGGUAGACGUAGUCGAGCCUGUCAAGGUUGCUGGUGACUCUGGUACUGCUGAGGGUGCUGACCCUGGGGGUGCUGACUCUGGGGGUGCUGAGCGUGUGGGUGCUACGCCUGGGGGUGCUGAGCCUGAGGGUGCUACUACUGGGGGUGCUGAGCCUGGGGGUGCAGAGCCUAGGGGUGCUACGCCUGGGGGUGCUACGCCUGGGGGUGCUACGACUGGGGGUGCUGAGCUUGGGGGUGCUACGCCUGGAGGUGCUGUGCCUGGGGGUACGGAGCCUGAGGGAGCUUGGCCUGCUCGUGUCGCGGCUGGGGGUACUGUGCCUGGAGGUUCUCCGGGUGCUUCGUCUCGGCGGGAGCCACUCUCUCCACAGGAGCUGCGCGAGUGGUUUGCCCGGCGCUGGCGGCGUGCUGCUGGAGCUAGAGGUUCUUCGGCUACUGAGGGUGAUGGUGUCGCGGGUCCCGGAGGUGCUCGUACUGGGAGUACUGGAGCUGUUGGGCGUGCGGGUACGACUAGAGCUGGAGCUGCUGAGGGUGUUGGCGCUGAGGCUACUGCUGUCGGUCAUCGAGGCGGUCCUGCUAGGGGUGCUACUGGUGCAGCUGGAGGUCCUGGAGCUACUGGAGCUGCUGGGGGUGCUGGAGCUGGAGGUGCUGCUGGCACUGGUGCUACCACUGGGGGUACUGGUGCUGUCCUUGCUCGUCCUCCUCCUGUCCCUGGCACGCACCGGAUGUCUCUGCGUCCGUCUACUGCUCCUCUGCGUGCCCCUUUGCCUUCUCCUCCUCAGUCCUCUCUUCCUGCUCUUGCCGACCCGGAGUCGGACUCUCUUCGUGCUGCCAGUCCUACUGUCACGCGUCUCCUUGCUACUGUCGUCACUCACCCUUCCUUUGAGUCCACUGCUGCGUCUGCCCUAGUUGCUGAGCUUGUUGACUUUGCUGCUCGCUGUCGUCUAGACUAUGCUGCUAGUCUUGUCGCUGAGUCUGAGUCUGUCUGUCCUCCGUCCGUCGGGGGUGAGUGUGCCCUUGGCACGGACGUCCUUGAGGACAAGCAGGAGGAGUUCCAGUCUUUGGCUGCUGCUUCACCUCAUCUCGUGUCCGUACAGCUUACCGUUGAGGGAGACCCGGAUGCACUUGACAUCCCGACUCCGCGCUCUUACGCGGAGGCGAUAGAGGGUCCCUACUCCUCUCAGUGGGUGAAGCGGCCGCCGGGUUCUCCGCCUGUCUUCAAGGCGCGUUACGUGGCUCGUGGUUUCAGUCAGCGGCAGGGAGUUGACUACUUUCAGACCUUCUCUCCCACCCUGAAGAUGACCACUCUUCGGGUACUGCUGCACAUAGCAGCUCACCGUGACUACGAGCUGCACUCUCUUGACUUCAGCACUGCUUUCUUGCAGGGCAGCCUGCACGAGGAGAUCUGGCUGCGUCGCCCACCUGGCUUCACUGGGUCUUUUCCUCCUGGCACUCAGUGGAGCCUCUGGCGGCCAGUCUACGGUCUCCGCCAGGCACCGCGUGAGUGA
Closterium sp. NIES-65 is the source of this 3780-nucleotide messenger RNA. NCBI's taxonomy places the organism in Eukaryota, Viridiplantae, Streptophyta, Zygnematophyceae, Desmidiales, Closteriaceae. The record is from the annotation of a GenBank genome assembly.